CACUUAGACCUCACAGGAAACUCCCGACUCCCCCGGCCCUCACACACUCGCUGAUAAUCACUCGCCACACUUUUUACUCUCACACACAGUCCCGCCGGCUUGCCGAGUCUGACCAGGGAGGAUGGCUGCAUCCAUGUGGAGAAUGAAUGGGCUCUGGAGAAGGAUGGCUGGAGUUCUGGUGCUCUGCACUCUUUUGCUCAGCAGUGAGGUGAUGUGUCAAGAUGAUGCAGCAACAGAUGCCACAGAUGCACCUGCAGCCGAUCCAGCUGCGACAGAUGCUGCAGACGCUGCGGCCCCUCCAGACGCCACCACUACCCCUGACGUGGGUGCUGCUCCCACUGUCUCUGUCGGCGCAGAAUUGGCUCCUACUGCUGCACCUGGAGAUAACUCAUUCUUGGCGACCAUUCUGACACUCCAUCAUGACAUCCUGGAUUUAGGUGCCUCAGACACAGGGACCACUGCUAGCCCAAAUGCUGGAGGUGAGGUGGCUGCACCACCUGAGGUCCCAGAUGACGCCCACAUCCUGAAAUCAGUGCCUGACGUGACGUGUGUUGGAGAGGACGAAAUCCCAGAAAAUAAUGCCGUCAGGGUGGAGAUGGCAACCGAUGAUUGCGAAGCAACUAAGCACAUUAUUGAGGAGACUCCUGUGGGCUUGUGCGAGGCAAAAGACUGUGAUCUUAAAAUCUUCCAAAACGGCAAAACGGCGCUGAUGGCCAGCGAUAAUGUUAAGUUGAGCACUUUGGCUAAGGCACUCCAGAGUGAAUCUUUCAAAGAAAAGCUGGGCGUGACAAAGAUUGAGACCCCACCAUCAUCGUCGGGUUCCUCUGUAUUUGUGGGGCUACUGGUCUCCGGUCUGCUUGCCGCCCUCGCAAUCACUAUAGGUUACUUCAAAUGCCAGCGCAGGACUGACACCAAGGGGGUGAGGCUGGCAGAGGAGGCCUAUCCAGUGGAUCAGGAGAACCAGGGCAACACUCUUGUGUCCGUGGCCCCCCUCAACCCCCCUCCAGAAACCCCGGAGAAACCCAGCGUAAACGGAGAGUCCCCCGAGGCAGCCAAGACCCAGCCUCCCCCUCCCACCAACGGCCACUCCACUACCAAGACAGCAGACACCGAGCUGUGAAACGGUCUCCAAACAAUCACAGCCCAGGAACUACCCCCCCCACACACACACACACACACACACACACACACACAAACACACACACACAUGCCGAUGCAAACUCACCUCCCUUUCUGAACCCACUCCUGCCCAACCACAGAGCGUCCACAGCAAAGCGAGCGUCAGGGACUAGAACAACCUCCUACAUCAGCGCUCCUCUUCUUGUGCUUCCCUUGCCUCCGCCUUUGGCCACGUGCCUCAACAAACAUCAGGAAAACUAGUCUGAUGACGACGACGAUGGCGGCGGUGAAUGAUGUCGAUGAUGACGAAGGCUCAGUCCCUGGGUUGUUGACAGGCAGGCAGGCUGGGAACGAGAGACAGGAGAUGGGCAGUUCUGGGUGGGAAGAGGGCGUAUUUUAGCAUAAAUCAGCACUGGUUCCCAUGAUGACUGCAGCCUCUGGAGCCGCAGCCAUGUGCUGUCAACACACAGCUCUGCAUGUCAUCAGGUUUAAAGCUCCCACCGACCCUCCACCAGUAAACACAGCAUGAGCACAUAAAUGAAAGCUUCUUAGUUUAUUGUAAAGCCAUGACAGACAGAGAGGAGAUGAAUCACACUGCCUUGAAAUCUGUUUACAAACUUCUCAGAGAGAAAAUCAAUUGGGCUCUGAUCUCGUUUGUCUGAUUGAGUUAUUGAUCGUGUAGGUGUGCGAAUGUGUAUGUCUGCUUUCGAGUCCUGCAUGUGUGUGUCAACGUGUGCUUGCAUCUGUACACGCACGUACACGUGCAUCCGCACUCGCUUACUGUACUGUGCGCGAUCGAGGGCAAGUGGCAGAUUCCGAUCAAGUGUGUGAGCGAAUGGCGAGUCUGAAUGUGACAUUAGCCGCGAAACGUGUACAGCCUUGUGAGACGAGUUGACAAAGUGGCGGCUCACCGACCCGCCGUCGGUCCCCGUGGUGAGGAGGAAGGAGUAUUGAAGUUUUAAUCACACCAUUUUCUUGGAGAGGUGUAGCCGCAAGCGAUUCUCCGAUCUAUCACUGAAAACUGUGGUGAAAACAAUUACAGGGCCAACAGGCCCCUUUACAGUGGCUCCAUAGACACUGCUGAAAAUCACAAGACUGACUGUCUGACCAACAGACUCAUAAACGCCUCACAUGCAGAGCCUCUUACUGUCAGCUCUGCCCACCCUUCUGUCAGUGUUAUUCUCUUCUCAAUAUACUGUAUAUGCUCUUUCUACUAUCAGUAUUCUAUUGAGCAGUAUGUAUAGUAUGGUGCCUUAUUUUGUACUGUUUUUAUUGUGUGUACUCACAUUUCCUUUCAUGUGCCAAAGAAUGUCAUUUCACAGCUUAUGUUGUAUUAAACUAUGUACUUCUGUGACACCUUUACGAGUUGUCAUCCAGGUCAUGCAGCAUAAAGAAAUGUGUUAAAGGCCACUAGAUGCUUCUUUCUAACAGCCAUUUCCCACCAAUGACGUUAUCUAGCUUUAGAUUCUUUCGCAGGUAAAGAGGGUAAAAUUGAGUCAUCUUUAAUAGGUUUUAAUAGGACGGGGAUGCCAAAAUGUGACCCCCCAAAAAAUGGUUUGUUCCACUCUUUAAAGUUUAAAAACCGCUAGAAAGAAGCAUCAUGUUUUUUGUCCUGAUAUUAAAUACAAACGGAAGCUGCAAUGUUUUUUUUGAGUCCAACUGAAACAAAGAAAAAAUAUUCCGCUUGCAUUGAUUUAUCCUUACAGUCAAUUUUUGUAUCAUUUCAUUGCUAACAUUCCAAUGUGACUGUUUCAUUUUACUAGCACCCUGUAGUUUACAUUUGGUUUUAACAUGAAAAAAUAAAAUGCCAAAAACAAU
Messenger RNA from Chelmon rostratus (copperband butterflyfish), 2937 nucleotides. RefSeq lists its product as uncharacterized. The record is from RefSeq and is a predicted model, not a curated record. The transcript has 8 exons. Gene Ontology annotation, cellular component: membrane. Lineage: Eukaryota; Metazoa; Chordata; Actinopteri; Chaetodontiformes; Chaetodontidae. Gene Ontology annotation, biological process: cell adhesion. Bases 122 to 1120 code for a protein of 332 amino acids.